Molecule: messenger RNA, 962 nt
Organism: Rhodofomes roseus
Lineage: Eukaryota; Fungi; Basidiomycota; Agaricomycetes; Polyporales; Fomitopsidaceae
Exons: 2
Coding region: 177-899 (240 amino acids)
Biological process (GO): C-terminal protein methylation
Cellular component (GO): membrane
Molecular function (GO): protein C-terminal S-isoprenylcysteine carboxyl O-methyltransferase activity
Source: RefSeq, a predicted model, not a curated record
CGGCUUCUUAGACUCCUGGUCUAGCGGCGCACUCGCGCAUCCAUCAUAACGCGGUUUCGUUUGGAGAUCAUGAUUGAUCCGACAGCAUCGUGCAGGUGGCCCCUUUAAAAGACAUAGUACGCCCUCUGCAUCUGCUCGUCCUCACCAUCCUAGUACAGCACUGCUCAACCCACAAGAUGUCCCUCGUUAAGAUUCCCUUCCUCGUCGCUGGCGCAGUGGGUGGCUAUGUGGUCAUGACAGCGCCGAAUGCGAAGGUCCCUGUUGAGCAAAGGGCUAAGGGAGUCAGCGCGUUUGAACGUUUCUUCUCUGCGACAGCGAGACUCUACACGCUUGGCUUUAAGGCCUUGAUCUUGUCCGGUAGCAUCCUGGAGGUGCUCGUCAUCGGUGCUAGCCACUUCCCCGCGCACCCCCUGUCUCAGAAAAUCCUCGACGCCCUCGUUGUGGGCCCCUACUCCCUCACCCGCCGCAUUACCAUCAGCCCGCUGUUCGUCGCAGGUGCCGCCAUUGGCUACUUCGGCGCAUAUUUCCGCUGGCAGUGCUAUCGCACGCUGGGCCGCCUCUUCACCUUCGAGGUUUCCAUCAGAGAGGGUCACAAGCUCAUCACGGCGGGGCCCUACCAGUAUACUCGCCACCCUGCCUACACUGGAUCCAUCCUCAGCACAAUCGGCCUUGGGCUUAUGUACAUUGCGCCUGGGUCGUGGAUCCGCGAGUGCGGAAUCCUGGCGACGCGCGGAGGGAAGAUUGCGGCGUGGACAUACGUCGCGGCAUUCUUGUACGGGUCGGCGAGCUUAUUCCAGCGAGCACCUCAGGAGGAUGUGGUGUUGAAGAAGCAUUUCGGCGAGGAGUGGGAGGCGUAUGCAAAGCGGGUGCCGUACCGUAUCUUCCCCUUCAUCUACUAAUUGGCGAGGCCUUCUGCUAGUGUUACAAAUAAUACAGAUAAAUACGACAAGCGAUUUAUAUCA